UUUUCUUUGAUGAGGGAUAAAUCAGUUCAAAUUAAGCAAUUGGGUUUGUACUGGUCAUAUUCAGCAGUUUGUAGUUUAGAUAUCAGGUUUUGUCUUUAUGUAUUUUUGUUUGAAGAGGGGAAGAUCUGAUCAACUUAUUCAGUUGGGUAUGUGCUGGUUAUACUUAGCCAGCUCUUUAAUUUACAGAUCAAUUUUUAACUGAUCUAUAGCUAUUAGGAUUUUCUUUGAAGGGUAGCAAAUCUCUCAGAACUUUAUCAAUGGGGAAGUGGAUGGAUUUGUUUGAGACAUCAAAACCAUAUAUAGGAAUGACAUGGCUACAAUUUGGGUAUGCUGGAAUGGACAUCAUCACAAAGGUUGCUCUAAACCAAGGAAUGAGUCACUUUGUUCUGGUGGUAUACAGGCAUGCUGUAGCUACUGUUGUGCUUGCUCCUUUUGCCUUCUUUCUUGAGAGGAAGGUGAUGCCCAGAAUCACAUUUAUCAUGUUUUGUCAGAUUUUUGCACUGGGUUUGUUGGGGCCUGUCCUGGAUCAAAACCUCUAUUACUUGGGGUUGAAAUACACCUCUCCCACUUUUGCUGGUGCAAUGACUAACUUGGUCCCUGCAAUCACUUUUGUAAUGGCUCUUUUAUUCAGAAUGGAAAAGGUGAAGAUUAGGGAACUGCGUAGUCAAGCAAAGAUUGUGGGAACAAUAGUAUGUGUAGGAGGAGCAAUGGUGAUGACUUUCUACAAAGGUCAUAUUCUGCCCAGUUUUUGGUCUUCGCAGCAGACCUCAUCACAUGCUGUCUCGUCAUCCACUCAUGAUAGUCGUUGGAUCAAGGGUGCCAUGUUUUUGGCUGCUUCAACACUUGCAUGGGGUGGCUUGUUUGUUCUUCAAGCUUCAGUUGUUAAGAAGUUUUCUGCUCAGCUUUCGUUGACAACUCUAAUAUGCCUCAUGGGAACGUUACAGUCAGCUGCAGUCACUUUAGCUCUUGAACGACGUCCUUCUGCAUGGGCAAUUGGAUUGGAUAUGAAGCUUGUUGCAGCUGUCUACUCUGGAAUAGUGGGUUCAGGAAUUGCAUAUUAUGUGCAAGGACUGUGCAUGGAGAUAAAGGGGCCUGUAUUUGCCACAGCAUUCAGUCCAUUGGAGAUGAUUAUUGUAGCAAUCAUGGACUCUAUAAUUUUUGCUCGGAGAAUCUUCAUGGGAAUGAUUUUGGGAGGAAUUUUCAUAGUACUUGGAUUGUAUGGAGUUCUGUGGGGAAAAGCAGGGAAUGAUACAGAAAACUCUUCCACUUCUUCAGAGAUGCUCCCUGUUUCUCUUCAUAAGUUUGAGAAUGACAUGCAAGCAUAUACCAGCAGUGAGGCUAUUCCACCUAACCCAGAUACUAUUCUUCUAGAUAUAAAGAACCAUGCAUUAGGAAAGUAAGGGAAAAAUAGUUUAUAGUGCGUAUGAUAUUUUUACUUUUUGAAGUGAGGAUUUACAUCAUGUUAAGCGAGAAUUCUAUAUAUGAUUGAGUAAGAUAUCCGAGCUUUUUCUAUGGUUGAUUGAAUUGUAAUAAAGUGGUUGAAUCUAAUUCUGUAUAGAGCAUUUUAUCAUUAUUCUAUAUAGAAUGAAAAAUCAUAUGAUACUUUGUUGAUUACA
Messenger RNA from Cryptomeria japonica (Japanese cedar), 1616 nucleotides. Its product is annotated as WAT1-related protein At5g07050. The coding region runs from base 258 to 1400 and encodes 380 amino acids. The record is from RefSeq and is a predicted model, not a curated record. Gene Ontology annotation, cellular component: plasma membrane. The transcript is spliced from 7 exons. Gene Ontology annotation, molecular function: transmembrane transporter activity. Lineage: Eukaryota; Viridiplantae; Streptophyta; Pinopsida; Cupressales; Cupressaceae.